Pseudoliparis swirei is the source of this 404-nucleotide messenger RNA. Its product is annotated as kinase D-interacting substrate of 220 kDa B-like. The record is from RefSeq and is a predicted model, not a curated record. Lineage: Eukaryota; Metazoa; Chordata; Actinopteri; Perciformes; Liparidae. Gene Ontology annotation, molecular function: protein binding. The transcript has 3 exons. Bases 9 to 404 code for a protein of 131 amino acids.
CGUUGUGGAUGGACAGUGACGCCGCGGCACCCCACAGGCCGAAGGAGCGCGCGCACCCCGCCCCGAAACACCCCGCUGGACCCGGACCGCUGGACCAGGACCGCUGGACCCGGACCGGAUUCUGUUGUGACGGGGGCAGCAGCAGCGUCACCAUGGAUACCACCAGCUCCAUCAAGAUGACCACGCUGGCGAUCCAGAACCUGUUCCUCUACGUGGAGGAGGAGAACCUGGCGGCGCUGAAGCUGCACCUGGACCGCUUCAAGGAGGUGGACGGCGUGCGGGCGGGAGCGCGCCAGCUCCAGAGGACGAGUAACGGCCAGACGCCCCUCAUGGUGGCUGCGGAGCAGGGCAGUCUGGAGGUCGUCCAGGAGCUGCGGGAAGGGCCAAGCCUGAGUCAAGCCUGA